AAAUAAAGUAAAAGAAAAAAAAAAGACCACCAAACCCGUGGAGUUGUUGUGUUGCCAUUUCAUACCUUGGUAAGAGGCGAAAGCCAUAGCCAAAGCCUCUCUCAAUCCUCAAACCCCCUUUUGCUUUACGUUCUUCUCUCUUCGAUAAUUCGAUUCCUUUAGUCUCACGGGGGUUCCCUUUUGAUCUUCAAUCAAUCUCUCUACCAAAGAGAUUCUUUUUAUUUUUCCGAUCUGCGCGCCCAUCGGGAUCGACCCAGUUUCUCCAGUCAUCUGGUACGUUUGAUCAGGAAUUCGAGAGGACAAGAACAUCGAAUCAGUUGAUUUGAUUCAGGUUUGGAUUUUAACUGGUUAAUAAGAUGGAUGAAAACAAUGGAGUCUCAACCUCACUUCCACCAUUCCUCACCAAAACAUAUGAAAUGGUAGAUGAUUCCUCCUCUGACUCGAUCAUAUCUUGGAGCGAUCACAACAAAAGCUUCAUCGUCAAGAGCCCCGCCGAGUUUUCGAAAGACCUUCUUCCAAGAUUCUUCAAACACAAGAACUUCUCCAGCUUCAUCCGCCAGCUCAACACAUAUGGUUUCAGAAAAGUCGAUCCGGAGAAAUGGGAGUUCGCAAACGAAGAUUUCGUUAGAGGCCAGCCUUACCUAAUGAAGAACAUCCACAGGCGAAAACCGGUUCACAGCCACUCGUUACAGAACCUACAAGCGCAGAGUCCUUUGUCUGAAUCAGAAAGACAGAGCAUGAAGGAUCAGAUCGAGAGGCUGAAGAGGGACAAAGAAGUCCUUCUCACGGAUUUACAGAACCAAGAGCUUGAGCGUAAAGGGUUUGAGCUGCAAGUAACCGCGUUGAAAGACCGGUUACAGCACAUGGAGCAGCGUCAGAGAUCGAUAGUGACAUUCGUUUCACAGGUUUUGGAAAAGCCAGGGUUUUCUCUAAACCUAGAAACCCACGAGACAAGGAAAAGAAAGCUGCAAGAGACAGAGACUUCUCUUCCUCCGGGCCGGUCACACGCAGAUCAGGUGGAGAAGUUGGAGUCUUCUUUAACGUUCUUGGAGAAUCUUGUCACGGAAUCUUGCGACAAGGGUAUGGAUAUUGAUGUGAACGAGUCAACUAGCUGCGCGGAGAGUCUAAGCAAUGGAGAUAACCGAGCCAAGUCAACAAAGAUUGAUAUGAACGCAGAGCCUGUUACCGUUGCUGUUGCUGCUCCAAAGACAGGGGUUAACGAUGUGUUCUGGGAGCAGUGUUUGACAGAGAAUCCGGGAUCGAUUGAACAGCAGGAAGUUCAGUCAGAGAGAAGAGAUGUUGAUGCAAAUAAGAUUGGAGAUGGAAGGACGUUUUGGUGGAAAGCUAAGAAUGUAAAUGAUAUUGCAGAGAGAGCUUGAUAUUUAAGCUCUUUUGUAAAAUAGAUUUUUUUAUUUAUUACUACUUCUGAGAUCACUGUCUUGUGGUUCAUUGUUUAUUCUGUUUCUGUACGCUAUUGUUUUGGGGGAAGAGUAAUAUAGAUGCAUAUUGGCUCUGGAUUUA
Messenger RNA from Brassica oleracea var. oleracea, 1521 nucleotides. RefSeq names its product heat stress transcription factor A-4c. Gene Ontology annotation, biological process: regulation of transcription by RNA polymerase II. NCBI's taxonomy places the organism in Eukaryota, Viridiplantae, Streptophyta, Magnoliopsida, Brassicales, Brassicaceae. The record is from RefSeq and is a predicted model, not a curated record. The coding region runs from base 357 to 1379 and encodes 340 amino acids. The transcript is spliced from 3 exons. Gene Ontology annotation, molecular function: DNA-binding transcription factor activity; RNA polymerase II cis-regulatory region sequence-specific DNA binding. Gene Ontology annotation, cellular component: nucleus.